CCCUCUCUACCUCUGGGACGGUGAUCAAUCACAAGAAUAAACCCAUCUGGUAGUGACYGUAUUAUGGCAGGUAACAGUACAGCUCUCGGCAAACAGCCGCAGGUGUGGAUAGAAUAUAGAUCCUACAGAAUCGAAUAUAUUAUUAUCUCCCAAACCGUGGUUAAGAUAAAUACAGGAUUUUGAACUCCAUAACUCGAAAUCAGGAAAAAUCCAGACAAGCCUAACCUUUCAGCUGUUUUUCAGUUGGAUGGAGGAAUUCCUGUAAAAUGGCCAAAGGCUAUAAUCUGAGAGGUCUUGCCCUGACUCCUGUCCCAUGGUGACAAGAUGCACCUCAGUCACAGUCGUAACAGGGCACAAAGUUCCACGGUCAUAAAAUAUGUUCUUCCCCUCACUUUAUUGAACAAUAAAUACGUUUUAAGCAGCUAUCCCGCUGGCAUACACUAAAUUCUAUCCACUGGAUUGUUCUUUCUCUCUGAAGAAGGGAGGGGUCAAGUGGAGGCAGUAAUCGCUGUAACGGAUGACAGUGCCCAAGGAUUUAAAGUUGUUAGACUGUGGUCUGCGCACGGAGCCAGUAGGGUAACGGGACCAGAAAAGGAUAGAAGUCUGUACCAUCAAAUUGGACAUUUUGGUUCAUUUUCUAUAACUUUUUGGGCUAUUUGACCUGUUUUUUGUCUCACUGAGAUAUAACAUAUGUUUAAACUUUAGAKCUAGCAGAGCACACAUGCCAACAACUACCAGACAAGGAUCAACAUCAAAACAUCAUGUGGACGUGGGAAGAGAAUUGAUGAGGAGCGUUUGGACAAGAUAACCAUGACAUAAAUUUGGAAUAAUUCCGUUUUUUUCUGUAACCAUUACUGCCCUUCUAUAUAAGUUGGGGAAGUCGUUUUCAAACGUUUUAUUCUCAACUGGGAGAGGAGGCCUACCAAAGCAAACUGUUACUCAAGGUAUCUUAAGAGAAGCAUUUUUCCAUCUUGCAGCCAAUGAGAGAUCAAGAAUGAUUAUGACGAAGACCUUGUUCAUCUGUUUCCCGCUGGUUCUCCUGGCGGGACAUCUCCUCGUGGUUACCGGACAAGCCAACGAGCCCAACCAACCAGAAGUCCUGCCGUCCGCCACACAGAAACCAGUAGUCUCUGGUAGAGAGAGCCUGGCGAGGUUCAACGCCAAUGUCUCCGCUCCUCGGCACAUGCGGCCUUUACCGCCGAUGUGCUCGGGGCCUACCGAGAUCAGAGACACAUUUAAGUACAUCAACACUGUGGUAUCGUGUCUCGUGUUCAUAGUCGGUAUUAUCGGGAACUUCACGCUCCUAAGAAUCAUCUACAAGAACAAGGGCAUGCGCAACGGCCCCAACAUUCUCAUCGCCAGCCUGGCGCUGGGAGACCUGCUGCACAUUGUGAUCGAUAUUCCCAUCAAUGUGUACAAGCUCCUAGCCGAGGAUUGGCCGUUUGGUGUAGGUCUGUGUAAACUAGUACCGUUUGUCCAGAAAGCUUCAGUGGGCAUUACUGUGCUGAGCUUGUGUGCUCUGAGCAUUGACAGGUACCGCGCGGUAGCGUCGUGGAACCGUAUUAAGGGGAUCGGUGUUCCCAAGUGGACGGCUAUAGAGAUCGCACUCAUCUGGCUGCUGUCCAUACUGCUGGCGGUCCCUGAGGCUAUAGCCUUCGACAUGCUCGCCAUGGACUACAAGGGAGAGCACCUCCGCAUCUGUCUGCUACACCCCAUGCAGAAAUCAGGCUUUAUGAGUUUCUAUAAGACAGCUAAGGACUGGUGGCUGUUCAGUGUGUAUUUCUGCCUCCCUCUGGCCAUUACCGCCGUCUUCUACACCCUGAUGACUUGUGAGAUGCUGAGGAAGAAGAACGGAGUCCAGAUCACCCUGAGUGACCAUCUCAAACAGAGGCGUGAGGUGGCUAAGACCGUGUUCUGCCUGGUGCUGGUGUUUGCUCUAUGCUGGCUGCCCCUCCAUCUCAGCCGCAUCCUCAAGCUCACCAUCUAUGACGAGAAGGACCCCAACCGCUGUGAACUGCUCAGUUUCUUCCUGGUUCUAGACUACAUAGGGAUCAACAUGGCGUCUCUUAACUCCUGCAUCAACCCCAUCGCUCUCUACAUGGUCAGCAAGCGUUUCAAGAGCUGCUUCAGGUCAUGCCUGUGUUGCUGGUGUCUGCCAGCGGAGAUGUUGAUUGAUGAGAAGCAGUCCUGUAUGAAGCUCAAAGUCACAGACCGGGCCUCCGACCAGAGCAACUCACGUGCUACUAACAAGUACACUUCAGCAUGAAAGGGGCCCCGUGCACUCAAUGAAGUACCGUAUGAUGUGCUCUAAAGGACUAAUUGAAGAUCAGUCAUGUAACCUGAUCCUGACUGAAACCAUUAUGAGACGGCCAUAAGAUGUGUCCUAAGAAGUGCCCUUACUCAGUAGAUGUAGUUUUAAACCACUAAGAGAAAAUAAGUGCCCUAAAGGACUGAUCCAGCGAAGUCUCCUCUGACUGGAGGAAGAAGUAAUCAAAUGUACUUAAACCCACAAGUGUUGCGGACAGGGUUCCCUCAAAGUUUUGGUUCAGAAUAAACUGUCAAAUCGCCAGAAAUUCAGCUAGAAAUUAGUUUAAUUUAUAAAWAUCUGUUAAUUUAGGAAAUCUGUUCCCAAGAAUUCCCACAAAUAUMUUUUUUAAAGAGACGUGAUCGUSUCUAAAUMUAAUUCAAGGUAUGAAAUUACAGGGUUUUCUCUCUCUUUUUGGGCUUAGUUGUGGUCAGUUUGCAGUGUACAAAUUAUGUUCCAGCCCCCCGACCAUCCGAUACGUUGUCUACCCCUGGUCUAGAAUGUUUAGCUGGGAGAGUGUUGAUGGAGAAGAGGAUCAUUUGGAGAAAGAUGAGUGGAGGGAGAGAGGUUCAAUGCAUACAAUCAGAUAUUAGUAUUAUUGAUGACGAAUGGCACAACAUAGAGUUGUCCUAUUGUGGAGAAAUGACACUGCCGGUUGUGACUCCCCCUGGUUAUAACCUCUAUAGGAAUGUUCAUAAGGUACACGACAUAAGGCAAACCCAAAGGGGCUGUGGCAGAGGCGUCAUAGUGAAAAUGCCUGAGGUUGAGACAUAGGGAACGUUAUAUGAACAUUGCAAGAAGGUUGAAGUAUUGUACUGUAUAAUAUAUGUGUGGCUUUUUUAACAUAUCCCGUAUACUACUCUGAACUCAAGGACUUAAGAAUGAAUUCGUCUUCACGCCUUUGCUAAAUUGCUUUUACACACUGUUUGAUAUUGCUAUUUGAUAUUGCUAGGAUUUGACUUGGAUAGUUUGCUAUGGCGUCUUUGAAUGUUUGACUUCAUGUUCUGUGUUGCUACUAGGGUCGAUCUGUUUCUCAUUAAACUGCUGAUCUGAUUGGGUCUGAC
Molecule: messenger RNA, 3369 nt
Organism: Salvelinus sp. IW2-2015
Lineage: Eukaryota; Metazoa; Chordata; Actinopteri; Salmoniformes; Salmonidae
Product: endothelin receptor type B
Biological process (GO): developmental pigmentation; enteric nervous system development; regulation of blood pressure
Cellular component (GO): plasma membrane
Molecular function (GO): endothelin receptor activity
Source: RefSeq, a predicted model, not a curated record